This is a messenger RNA of Cercospora beticola, 1293 nucleotides long. RefSeq lists its product as uncharacterized. The record is from RefSeq and is a predicted model, not a curated record. Lineage: Eukaryota; Fungi; Ascomycota; Dothideomycetes; Mycosphaerellales; Mycosphaerellaceae.
AUGGCCCCACCAAAGCGCCCGAUCUUCGAGCCCACUGAGCCAGUUCGUCCCCUGAAGGAUGAAGUGGUGGAGGUGAUCCGGCCGUGGCGCUUCAGUGAGGACAAGCCGCCGUAUACUACGAGCGAACUGAUUGUCAUGAUGCUCGUGAUGCAGGACCUGAGACCGCAGACUAUGCAGAGUAUCCACUACAACAUUCUCCGGAGUUUUGGAUACUUCGCUGACGAGGCUCUAUUGAUGUUCGUGGGCGAGGUACAAGAGGAAAGAAGCAAGUACCACCGCAUGGCACAUGGCACGAGCGCCCUGGAAAGCGACUAUGAUGGUCCAUUCGAACACAGCAUUCAUGGCCUCUACGAAACCGUAAAGGAGUUUGACAUUCCGUUGACGUGCAAUCGGCUUCUCGACAACGGAAGAACGUUGACAGACUUCGAAGCCGAGUUUACCAUCUCUGCUGAGGCUGCACGGGUUUGUCUGCGCGACAUACUCGAGCCGGAGCGAGACGGCACUUUUGACUUCAUGGCGCUACCUCCAGAAAUUCGGGAGAAGAUCUACAAGAUGCUCUUGGUCUACCCGAAACCUGGUCUUAUAAUAGACAGUCAAGUGCUCUACGACUGGGACAGUCAACUUGGUGUACAGUCUCGAGAUGAUGCUGAGGCAGAGCUUCCCCCAGCUGGCGGUUCUCAGAUACUUCCGAGUAUCAAUUUCCAGGUGCAGGGGCUGGCUGAGACGCUCGACAUCCUCAAAGUCUCGAAGCAGAUCCGUCAUGAGGCGCAACCGGUGUUUUUUGGACUCAAUACUUUCCAAUUCGGUUCUCUCAAGCACCUAGGCGAUACGCUUCGUACGAUGAGGACUGAGGCUAUCAAGGAAAUCGGGGACCUCCGUGUCGUUCUGGAAAAAUACAAGUUCCCUAACGGUCUGCAUGCGCUGGAAGGACUUGACAGGCUUCUCCCUGAGCUUUCGCCGAAGAAGCUUGUGCUGAUCGCGCCGCGCGAUACAUGGUUCUGGUCCGCAUGCUGUGGAGACGGUGGCGAGAACAGAUCCGCGACGGCACAGGAGAUGAUGACUCUAGACAGCGUGGAGGGACUGAGUGGGGUUCUUACGAUGGCCAAGAAAGCAAAGCAUCUGGAGAUAUUGGGUGAUGGGAUUAUGGGAGACUGGGUGCGCAUGAAGCUUGCAGAGCCAGAGGAGGCGCAGGAAGGGGAUGAAAAGGCGCAGCAAGAAUUUGCAGAUCAGGACGAAGGCAUCGAUACUGAUACUGAUGGUUAUGGCGGAGCAGCUGGUCCGUCGACAGUCUAA